AUGGCCCCCAAGGCGGCCCAAGCCACUGAGGACAUCUUGUCCCCCAUCGACUUAGCCACCGUUCCGCCUUUCUGGAAGCGAAAGAAUGGCAUCCUGCUGUACUUUUUGCUAACAUCCUCCCUCUUUGCCAGUAUGGCCUUGGGAAUCGACGGGAGCAUGACCAACGCUCUUCAGACUCUGGAGAGCUGGCAGGACAAAUUCGGCCAUCCCACCGGUUCAAAACUAGGCUUCUUCGGCGCUUCCAAUGCCAUCGGUGGCGUCAUCCCCUUCAUCCUCCUGAGCUGGAUCGGCGACUUAGCCGGCCGCCGUCUCCCGACCGCGCUGGGCUCCAUCAUCAUAAUCGCCGGUGUCAUUGUGCAAUUCUUCUCGACCUCCCUCAACAUGUUCAUCGGCGGCAAGAUCGUGCUCGGCAUCGGCUCCUCGCUCAUCCAGAUGGGCGCUCCCGUGCUCGUCACCGAGCUUUCCCACCCCAAGGAGCGUGUGCAAAUCACAACGCUGUACAACACCAACAUUGUCUUGGGCUAUGUCAUUGGAGCGUGGGCGACGUACGGCUGCUUCCGCAUCCAGAGCGACUGGUUGUGGAAGCUCCCCACCCUCGUGCAGAUCAUUCCCUCGGCGUACCAGCUCGGCCUCAUCUACUUUUGCCCAGAAUCCCCCCGUUGGCUCAUCGCCAAGGGUAGGCUGGAAGCGGCCCGAGCGAUCCUGAUCAAGUACCACGGUGAGUGCGACCGGGAUAGCGAGCUCGUCAAGUUCGAAUGCGCCGAGAUCCAACAGGUCAUCGCCGAGGAGGCUGAGCAGAACAUGACCUGGAAGGACUUCUUCUCGUCCAUCCCCAACCUCAAGCGAAUCGGUUUAUGUUUCGCGACUGCCUUGUUCAGUCAGAGUUCGGGAAACCUGCUCGUGUCCAACUACUUGACUCAGAUUCUCAAGGAUACCGGCAUUGAAGCCGAGAAGGAUGUUACCUUGGUCAACGGCAUGGUCACGGUGUGGCAGUACAUUGUCGCCAUCUCUGUCACGCUCUUGGUCGACCGUUUCAAACGUCGAACUUUCUUUCUCACUGGAUCCGGCGGCGUCCUCGUCACGUUCAUCAUGUGGACAAUAGCCGCCAAGAAAUAUCUCGACGGGUCCCUCGCAGCCGGUCGCGUCGUGCUGGCGUGCAUCUUCCUCUUCCAGGGCUUCUACACUUUUGGCUGGACGAACUUGGUCGUGACCUACCCACUCGAGAUCGUCACGUACCGGAUGCGCGCCAAGACCUGGGCGUUCGUCCUGCUUACCAUCCAAGUGGCGUCCAUCUUUGGAGGAUACGUCAACCCCAUCGGACUGGAAGGCAUUGGGUGGAAGUUCUACAUCUACUACUGCGCGUGGGUAGCUUUUAUUUUCGUGAUUGUCUACUUCUUCUUUGUGGAGACUUCUGGUCCGACCCUGGAGGAGUUGACUUACUUGUUCGAAGGCAAGGAUGUCAAGCAGGAAAUGGCCAAGGUCGUCGAAAUCAAGAAGGAGGAACAGGAAUUCGCCCACGGAAAAGAAAAUGAGGCUUAG
Messenger RNA from Scedosporium apiospermum, 1539 nucleotides. RefSeq lists its product as uncharacterized. Gene Ontology annotation, molecular function: carbohydrate:proton symporter activity. The transcript is spliced from 2 exons. Lineage: Eukaryota; Fungi; Ascomycota; Sordariomycetes; Microascales; Microascaceae. Gene Ontology annotation, biological process: transmembrane transport; carbohydrate transport. The record is from RefSeq and is a predicted model, not a curated record. Bases 1 to 1539 code for a protein of 512 amino acids. Gene Ontology annotation, cellular component: membrane.